Messenger RNA from Strigops habroptila (Kakapo), 1899 nucleotides. It is a transcript of the gene SIAE, whose product is annotated as sialic acid acetylesterase. The record is from RefSeq and is a predicted model, not a curated record. Gene Ontology annotation, biological process: carbohydrate metabolic process. NCBI's taxonomy places the organism in Eukaryota, Metazoa, Chordata, Aves, Psittaciformes, Psittacidae. The coding region runs from base 11 to 1501 and encodes 496 amino acids. The transcript has 10 exons. Gene Ontology annotation, molecular function: sialate O-acetylesterase activity.
CGCCCCCGGGAUGGCGGCCGGGGUGCUGCUGGCGCUGGCUCCAGUGGCGGCAGGGGCGAUCCUCAGCUUUGCAUCCUACUAUGGCGACCACAUGGUGCUGCAGAAGGAGCCGGCGGGGGCCGUGCUGUGGGGCUAUGGGGAGCCGGGGGCCGCGGUGACCGUGGCGCUCUCUGGGGAUGGUGGCCUUGUCCUUAUGAAGAAGAUGGCACGAGUUAAAGAACCUUCUGGGACAUGGACAACCAUCCUGGACCCUAUGGAUCAGGGGGGUCCCUAUGCUCUGACAGCAAGGCAGGGCUCGGAGAAUGUGACGUUGAGGGACAUCUACUUUGGGGACGUGUGGCUUUGCAGUGGGCAGAGCAACAUGGCCAUGACAGUCCUGCAGAUCACCAAUGCCAGCCAGGAGCUUGCCGCCGCCUCUCGCUAUCCCUAUGUCCGUGUCUUCGCCGCGGCUCCUUCCCGCUCCGACAUCGAGCUGGAGGACCUGGAGCGCAUUGACUUGCCAUGGUCCAUCCCAACGGCUGAGAACCUGGGCCAUGGGAAUUUCACCUACUUCUCGGCUGUCUGCUGGCUGCUGGGACGUCACCUCUAUGAAGCUCUGAGCCCAGCUUUGCCUCCCAGCAUCUCCCCACACCAGCAUCUCUCCGGCCCUCAAACACCCUCGGUGCUCUGGAAUGCCAUGAUCCACCCGCUGCUCAACAUGACGCUGCGGGGGAUCGCUUGGUACCAGGGCGAGGCCAAUGCCUUCCUGCACACGGACCAGUACAACUGCACCUUCCCUGCGCUCAUUGCCGACUGGCGCCGGGAAUUCCAUGCGGGAUCAGGCAGGCAGACGGAUCCACUCCUCCCCUUCGGCUUCGUGCAGUUGUCCACCUACCGCCGGCAGAGCCGCCAGGAUGGCUUCGCCCGGCUCCGCUGGCACCAGACAGCCGAUGUGGGGGUCGUUCCCAACGCCAGGAUGCCCAGAACCUUCAUGGCUGUGGCGAUGGAUCUCUGCGAUGAGCACUCGCCCUAUGGCAGCAUCCACCCCCGGGACAAGCAGAACGUGGCGCAUCGCCUGCAGCUGGGCGCCAGGGCUGUGGCUUAUGGGGAGAAGAACCUAGUUUUCCAGGGGCCAUACCCAACCCGAGCUGUCCUGGAGGUCCCCAGGGCUCUGCUGAACGUCACCUACAGCCAGCAGCUUGUCUGGCGCCGGAGGGACACGCCAGCAUUCGAGGUGUGCUGCUCCAGCCCCGUGUCCCCGUGCGGGUGGCUGCCAGCUCCCGUGGUGGCAGUGGGGUCCCACACGGUGACACUGGCCCUGCCUGGCUGCGGGACGCUGGUGCUGGCCCUGCGCUACGCCUGGGCUGAGUGGCCCUGUGAGUACCAGUCCUGUGCCCUCUACAACACCCAGGGGCUGCCUGCACCCCCCUUCCUCCUGGAGACCCUGAGGAGCUCCAACAGAGCCGGAGACAUGGAGCUGCUGCUCCUCCACCCCAGCUCCUCGCUGGCCUGGGGGGUUUAGGGCUCUCCCAAAGGAUUUAGGGGCUGGAGGAGGGAGCUCAGGCCGCUCCGAGUGGCUCCGGGCUGCUGGCACGCAUUCAGGGAGGCAGCUGGCUUCAUUAUAGCCUCCCUAAUUAAACAGCUCCAGCUCCUCUCUGGCCUGGAGUCAAGGCUGCAGGGGGAAAAAAUAGGCAAUUUAAAAGGAAAUUAAGAAUGAAGAGAAGCAGCAGGAUGGGAGCUGGUCCUGGUCCCCCCUAGGGACAUGGGGUGCUGACCCCCAGGGCAGGGUGCUCACAGCGCCCAGGACCAGCCUGUGGUGGGACCACAACCAAAGGGUCAGAGUGGGGCUGGGCUGUGGAGCUGCAGAGGUGCCUUCCUGCUCCUGCUGUUAAGAAAGAGUUAAUAAACCAGCUCGAGUUA